Molecule: messenger RNA, 7341 nt
Organism: Epinephelus moara (kelp grouper)
Lineage: Eukaryota; Metazoa; Chordata; Actinopteri; Perciformes; Serranidae
Gene: thsd7aa
Product: thrombospondin, type I, domain containing 7Aa
Exons: 28
Coding region: 360-5675 (1771 amino acids)
Biological process (GO): actin cytoskeleton organization
Cellular component (GO): plasma membrane
Source: RefSeq, a predicted model, not a curated record
GUGUGUAAGAGAGAGAGAAAGGCAGGGAGAGAGAGGGAGGCGCUGCAUCAACCCGGCAUACAGCAGCAGCAGCAGCAGGCUGGGCUUAGGGCUCUAUUGUUCCCUGUUUUAUUACUGCCAGACCUCGUUCUCGCUCAUUAAGGAUCCAAGAGAGAAAGAGAAACAGAGAGGACGAGGGGAACGAGAGGAGACCUCAGCCCCGUUUGCCUGGGAUUACUUCUUCUUGGACGCACUGGUGUGGACAAAGCAGAAGCAGAAAACACACACACACUUCGGUCCAGCUCCCUACCCCGGGCCAGGCUUGUUUUUUUUUUCCUCUUGACUGCAUUGGGAACUGCAGUACUUGCCGUGCGGUGGCCAUGGAGCUGGCCGGCAGAGCUGUGGUGACGCUGGGGGUCUCGAGAGGGGCACCGCUCCCCUCUCUCUGGAGGAUAGCGCUGCUCUUUCUCUCCAUCUGGGAGAUGGAUGCACAAACCACAGUGGAAACUAAACCCCUGUACAUCUGGCAAACAGGUCCAUGGGGUCGUUGUAUGGGCAGUGAGUGUGGACCUGGUGGCAGCCAGAGCAGGGCAGUAUGGUGCGCCCACUCUGAAGGCUGGACCACGCUGCACACCAACUGUGACCAGACAGAACGGCCGGACAACCAGCAGAGCUGCUUCAGAGUGUGCGACUGGCACAAAGAUCUGUAUGACUGGCAGCUGGGUGCCUGGAACCAGUGUGUCCCGGUGUCGAUGCGCAGUGCUGGAGUGCAGCGCCCCGCUGUGUGUACCCGGGGAGAGGAGGGCAUCCAGACCAGGGAGGUGGGCUGUGUCCAGAAAGCGAAUGGCGAGCCUGCAGAAGAUGCAAUCUGUGAAUACUUUGAGCCCAAACCACGCCUAGAGCAGGCCUGUCUUAUUCCCUGCCCACGGGACUGUGUGGUGUCUGAGUUCAGCCCGUGGACUAUCUGUUCAAAAACCUGUGGGAUGGGCUUACAGAACCGGAUCCGCUUCGUUCUGGCUCCUCCAUUGUUUGGCGGGGCUGCCUGCCCAAAUUUGACUGAGUUUCAGACAUGCCAGCCAGGGCCCUGUGAGGGAGAAGAGAGCCUCUAUAGCCUCAGGGUGGGACCCUGGGGGCUCUGCUCUGUCCCACUGCCAAGGCAAGCCAGACAAGCUGAUAAACCACCCAGAGAGAGUGACAAACCUUCCAAGGAUGGUGAUAAACUUUCCAAAGAGGGUGACAAACAGUCUAGAGAGAGUGAAAGAACGCCCAAAGGGGGUGACAAACAAUCCAGAGAGGGUAUCAAACUGUCCAGUGAGGGUGGCAAACAGUCAAAAGGAGGGGACAAACAGAGUAGAGAGGGUGACAAACAGCAUAAAGAAGGAGACAAAAGGUCGAAAGAGGGUGAUAAACUGUCCAGAGAUGGGCACAAACCCUCCAGACCCAACAGAAAAUUGGGCAGGGCGAACAGGAAACCAGACAGGCCGUCCCGACAGGCAGACAGGCCCAAACGACAGAAAAAGGCUAAAAACAAAGAGAAAAAAGAGAAAAUGAGAGAAAAGGUCCGGGACAGGUUAAGGGAGAGGGGUAAGGUGAAGGAUCCUGAGACCAGAGAACUCAUCAAGAAGAAGAGGAACAGGAACCGACAGAACCGCGUGGGAGGAAAGUUCUGGGACAUGCAGGUUGGCUACCAGACCAGAGAAGUGACCUGUGUGCAUAAGAGUGGGAACGUUGAAGCCCUCAGCCUGUGCUCUCAGGAGUUGUUGCCAGUGACCUUCCAGGCCUGUGUCAUGACCAAAGACUGCGAUGUGACUGAAUGGUCUGAAUGGUCAGCUUGCUCCAAGGAGUGCUACGACCCCAAUGGGCCCAAGGGAGAGCGCACUCGCACCAGAAAAGUGAGCCAGUUCCCAAUCAAUGGAGGAGCAGACUGUCCAGAGCUGGAGGAGAAGGAGCCCUGCAGCCCCCAGGGAGACGGAGUGCCACCCUGCAUUGUUUACAGCUGGAGGACUACAGAGUGGACAGAGUGCAGGGUGGAUGUGCUGCUGAGCCAACAGGACCGUCGGCGUGGAAACCAGACGGGGUUGUGUGGAGGCGGGAUUCAGACCCGGGAGGUCUACUGUGUCCAGACCAGCACUGACACACCGCCCAACCUCGGCUCGCUCAGGAGCAAAGAAGCACUGCGACCGAUGAACAGCAAUCUGUGUCUGGGUAUCACCCCGAACACCACCCAACUAUGCCAUAUCAGCUGUCCUGUUGAGUGUGAGGUGUCUUCUUGGAGCGCCUGGGGACCCUGCACCUAUGAAAACUGUCAGGACCAGGCAGCCAAAAAAGGCUUCAAACUGAGGAAGAGGAAGAUCGUCAAUGAGCCGACGGGCGGGACAGGCAACUGCCCCCACCUGGUGGAGGCAAUACCGUGUGAAGACCCCAGCUGCUACGACUGGCUUGUGGUUAAACUGGAGGAGUGCAUCCCUGAUAAUGAGAAGGAAUGUGGACCAGGAACCCAGAUCCCACAAGUGCAGUGUGUCAACAGUGAUGGUGAAUAUGUGGAGAGGCAGCUCUGCCGUGAUGCCAUCCUGCCCAUGCCGGCCAUCUGUGAAGUGCCUUGCCCAAAGGAUUGUGCCCUGAGCCCCUGGACCUCAUGGUCUCUUUGUUCCCACACCUGCUCUGGGAAAAACACGGAAGGCAGGCAGACCAGAGCUCGCUCUAUCCUGGCCUAUAAUGCAGGAGAAGGUGGAAUCCAGUGUCCCAAUGUCAGUGCCCUGCAGGAGGUGAGAAACUGCAAUGACCAUCCCUGCACUGUGUACCACUGGCAGACCGGCUCUUGGGGACAGUGCAUAGAGGACUCCUCCAUCCCAGCCACCAACACGUCUGUGGGUCGAACACGGGGCGACGAUGCCUCCUGCUCAGUGGGGAUGCAAACCCGCAAAGUCAUCUGCGUACGGGUCAAUGUGGGCCAGGUUCCUCCAAAAAAGUGUCCAGAGAGUCUGCGCCCAGACACGGUCAGGCCCUGCUUACUGCCAUGCAAGAGAGACUGUAUGGUCACCCCAUACAGCGACUGGAGCCCCUGCCCAUCAACAUGCCAAGCAGGUGGUAGCACCAAGAAGAAGCAGUACAGGAAACGUAUUACCAUCCAGUUACCAGCCAAUGGGGGGCAGGACUGUCCUGAAGUGCUGACCCAGGAAAGAGAGUGUGAUGCUCCAUCUGUAUGCCCGGGAUACAGAUGGAAAACCCACAAGUGGCGGCGAUGCCAGCUGGUUCCAUGGUCAGUUCGUCAGGACAGUCCCGGAGCUCAGGAGACCUGUGGGCCAGGCCUGCAAGUUCGGGCUGUUUCGUGCCGGAAGCAGGACGGUGGGCAGGCAGACGUUGAAGCUUGUCUUCAGUUUGCCAGCUCCAUGCCGCCUCUCACACAACACUGCCAGCUGCCCUGCCAGGAAGACUGUCAGCUCAGCAGCUGGUCCAAGUUCUCCUCCUGCACAGCCGAUUGCGUGGGCGUCAGGACCCGCAAGAGGAUGCUAGUUGGGAAGAGCAAAAAGCGUGACCAGUGUAAAAACCACCAGGUGUACCCCCUGAGUGAAACCCAGUACUGCCCAUGCAACAAAUACAAUGCUCAGCCUGUGGGCAACUGGUCAGACUGUGUCCUACCUGAAGGCGGCCGCAUGGAGGGUCAACUGGGCAUGAAGGUCCAAGGUGACAUCAAGGAGUGCGGCCAAGGAUAUCGUUACCAGGCCAUGGUGUGCUACGACCAGGACAACCGCAUCGUGGAGACCUCUCGCUGCAACAGCCAUGGGUACAUUGAGGAGGCUUGCAUCAUCCCCUGUCCGUCUGACUGCAAACUGAGUGAGUGGUCCAACUGGUCGCGUUGUAGCAAAUCCUGCGGCAGUGGGGUCAAAGUUCGCUCCAAGUGGCUGAGAGAAAAGCCCUACAACGGUGGAAGACCGUGUCCUAAACUAGACCAUGUCAACCAGGCUCAGGUGUAUGAAGUGGUGCCGUGCCUCAGUGACUGUGGGCAGUACGUGUGGGUGGCAGAGCCCUGGAGUGUGUGGAAGGUCAGCAAUGUGGACCUGAAGGAUAACUGUGGUGAAGGUGUUCAGACCAGGAAAGUCAGAUGUAUGCUGAACACUAUAGACGGGCCCUCUGAGCAGGUGGAGGACUACCUGUGUGAUCCAGAGGAGAUGCCUUUGGGGGCCCGCAACAGCCGGCUGCCCUGCCCCGAGGACUGCGUGUUAUCAGACUGGGGAGCCUGGAGCCCGUGUCCACUGCCUUGCAGUGGGAACAGUACUCGAGAGAGGAGUGCUUACCCGCUCCGCCAGCCUGGAGAGGAGAAGGAGUGUCCUUCGACUAAAGAAACAGAGUCCUGCAAACUCAACAGCAACUGCUUCCACUACUCCUACAACAUCACCGAUUGGAGUACCUGUCAGCUCAGUGACAGAGCGGUGUGUGGAAACGGCAUCAAAACUCGCAUGCUGGACUGUGUGCGCAGCGACGGCAAAUCGGUAGACCUCAAAUUCUGUAAAGAGUUGGGCCUGGAGAGGAAGUGGCAGAUGAAUGCUUCCUGUGUUGUGGAAUGUCCCGUCAACUGCCAGCUAUCUGAUUGGUCACCAUGGUCCGAGUGCACUCACAGCUGUGGACUGGCAGGCAAGCUCUGGAGGAGGCGGACAGUGAUCCAGGCUCCCCAGGGCGACGGGAGGCCCUGUCCAUCCCAGAUGGAGCAGUGGAAGCCCUGUCUGGUGAAGCCAUGCUACAGCUGGAGAUACAGUGCCUGGUCUGAGUGCAAGUCUGAGGGAGCGAGGUGUGGAGAGGGCCUGCGCUUCAGGAACGUGUCAUGCUUUGUGUCGGACGGUUCGGGUCAGCAGGACAGCAGCCUGGUGGAUGAUGAGCUGUGUGGAGAUCUGGAGCCAUCAGUGGACGGAGAUACUCACAUUGUUCUGCAGGAGCCCUGUACUGUACCCUGUCCAGGAGAGUGCUACCUGACGGACUGGACUGUUUGGAGUCCGUGCCAGCUGAGCUGUGUAAGUGGGGACGAUCUGGGUUUUGGCUCAGUCCAGGUCCGUUCCCGAGCCGUGGUGGCACAAGAUCCAGAGAACCUGCUGCAGUGUCCAGAACAGGAGCUGGAGGCUCGGCCGUGUACAGAGGGUCAGUGUUUUGAAUACAAGUGGAGGACUGGACCAUGGAGGGGUUCAUCUCGCCAAGUCUGGUGUCAGCGCUCAGAUGGAUUAAAUGUCACAGGUGGAUGCCCACUGACAGCCAAGCCGAUGGCUGACCGAUCCUGUGACCCGCCCUGCACCAAGCCACGCUCCUUGUGCACAGAGGCGGGAGUGUGCGGCUGUGAGGAGGGCUACACUGAAGUGAUGACGUCCGACGGCGUGCUGGACCAGUGUACAGUCAUCCCGGUGCUGGAGAUCCCCACUGCAGGCGACAACAAGGCCGAUGUCAAGACCAUCCGAGCCUUCAAUCCCACCCAGCCUGCAGCCAGCACACCAGGCAGGGCGGGGAGAACCUGGUUCCUGCAGCCCUUUGGCCCAGACGGGAAGCUGAAGACCUGGGUGUACGGAGUAGCAGCAGGGGCGUUUGUUCUGCUUGUCUUCAUUAUCUCCAUGACGUACUUAGCAUGCAAAAAGCCAAAGAAGCCACAGCGAAGGCAGAUGAACAACAGACUGAAGCCGCUGACUCUGGCCUAUGACGGAGACGCCGACAUGUAGAAGUCUUCCUGCUGACCACACUGACCUACAGACAUUCGUCCUACUGCAGGACACACGGGGUUGCUAUGGAAACCCUUGAUGUCAGGGCUGCCGCUGGGCAUUGUUCAACCUUCACGUGGACACCCUGGGAAGAUGAUUCUGACAGAAACACAAACCUCAAAGUUCAAGAAGCAGAAUCCAUGUCCAUUAGCAGCCUUGAUGUUGCCGUCCUCUUUUGUAAUUUCCAUUUUGAUACUUUGUUUCACAAGAGCCUUCAUGAAUUCUUUAUCUUCUUCUGCAAGUUUGCCUUUGCUUCUUUGCCAUCUACUACUGCCGGUAACAUCCGAAUCACGGUUGCUGGAGAGGGUCGCCCCUAAACAAAGAUUUUGCUGUAAAAGCACAAAUCUUCAUUUGUCUUUUAAUUUUGUCACCGCUGAGUGGGAUCAUCUCCUAAGGACAUUCAUCAUUCUUUGACCCAUACAGAAGAUUCAAACGUGUCUGUGUCAUUGUGGCCUGGGUCUGUGUCGCAAGAAAAGAAAACCAGAGAACAAGAAUGAUUCCCAGGGCCACCGUCACUUCUGCCUGCCUCUCCUUUCUCCGUUUUCAGGCAUAAUUUUUGCACUAUAUUAGUGCAGCAUGAUAUGUACUUAUGUCUAGCUUCGCCAUAGGAAACUGCCUCUCUCAAAACAAGAUGGUGUACAGUCUUGUGCUAGAAAUGUAAAAAAGUAGACUUUUUUUGCAAACAGAACUCACCAAUGUUUGUUAAUAUUUUUCUUCUAUUACCUCUUAUGUGUGAUACGAUGGGACUCAAUGUAAAUAGGAUUUUUUCUGUGGUCUCAACUUUACCUUUCUAGUAUGUACAGCUACACGUCCCAAACUCUGCCUGAGUUCCGUUAUUCUCUGACGAUUGUUUGACUGUGGUUUAAGAUCAUGAUCUUUUCAUUUGGUAAAUUAUUGAUGCGCAUUACUGUCAUCAACCUCAGACUACAGAAGCUGCAUAGAAUCCCCUUCAAUUAUGAAACCUUUAGCUGUGAUAUGGGAAGGAGAAAAGUGGAAACAAAACCUGAGGAUGGGGUCCUGUGACAUUUGAGUUACAAUGUUAACCUUGGAAGUCAGUUAAAAUAAAUCAGAAUUCUCAAUGUAAUGGGUGAGAAAAAUAUCAAGACUUAAAAUGUCAAGCGUCAGAAGUCAGAGAUUAAUGAGAAUACUGGUUCCUUUGAUUCUUACUCACAUCUCAAACUUAAUUCCUUCAUAGUUAAAAGAUUGUGUCAGAAUGGUUCAAACUACUGGAUCACACAAUGGAUUGCCCAACGACAACUGAAGACAAAAGUGCAUGUUCUGAGUGGCCAUACUCAAAGAAAGGGUGAAAAGCUUGCUGUAGUAGUCUCUUCCUGGCUCCAUCUAUUUCCUGUAUUUUGUGUCUUUGCAGUGUAGACACAAUAAAUGGGGAUAAACACUCAUACUGUCUAACAGUCAUCAUGGUGUUGCACUUGGUUGUAGUCAUGAACGUAUAAAAAAAAGUAGGGUAACACUUUACUUGAAGGUAUCUACAUAAGGGUGACAUGACACAGUCAUAACUAUGACAUGACACUGUCACGAACUUGCCAUAAACAUUAUGUACAUGUCAUAAACAUUUAUGACUGCUGUCAUUAAGUGUCAUUCGGUUUUUGUAAUGACAAGUUGACAU